This is a messenger RNA of Manduca sexta (tobacco hornworm), 1261 nucleotides long. RefSeq names its product 39S ribosomal protein L3, mitochondrial (gene mRpL3). Gene Ontology annotation, cellular component: mitochondrial large ribosomal subunit; ribosome. The coding region runs from base 140 to 1219 and encodes 359 amino acids. Gene Ontology annotation, biological process: translation. Gene Ontology annotation, molecular function: structural constituent of ribosome. Lineage: Eukaryota; Metazoa; Arthropoda; Insecta; Lepidoptera; Sphingidae. The record is from RefSeq and is a predicted model, not a curated record. The transcript is spliced from 6 exons.
AUAUUAUAAUUCUCUUUGGCCUAAGAGAAUUAUAAUGUCAAGUGUGGAUUUAAAUUGAUUUAAAUUUAUAAAUAUAAAAGAAAAUAAUAUUGAAAAAAUAAACAUAAUCUUUGUGUGAACUUUCAUAGUAUACACCGCUAUGUCUACAAACAACUUGAAAUUAUUGUGCACCAAAUUUAAUAACUUGAAAAUAAACUAUGUUAUUACACGAACAGCAAGUAAUUGGAAGCCUCCCAAGUAUCGCCCUCCUUACUGGUACAUGCCAAAGGAAAGAGUGUUAACAGAAGACAAUCUUACGCAAGAUAAUAGAAUGUUUAUCAAAGAAAUUAUUCAAGACAAGCUUCAAGCUCAAGCAGCCAUGGAGUCACCAUUAGAAAAUAUUUCACAAACUGAAACCAUGCAAUGGACUCCUGGCAAAAAACGUGUGGGUCUUAUAGCUCGCAAAAUUGGGAAUUAUCCAAUGUGGGAUAAGGAUGGGAAAAAAGUGCUUACAACAUUGCUUCAGGUGAUCGAUAAUCAUGUCAUAAAAUAUAUUCCACCUGAGAACUUCAAACCAAUGAUACAUAAAGUAAAACAACCCCAAGAACACAGGAGACUGGGUUGCAUGCUUGUUGGUGCAGAAAAUAUAGACCCUAGUACUGUAACUAAAGAUUAUUGUGGAUUAUUCAACAGUGUUGGCAUGCUGCCAAAACGACACUUGUGCAGGUUUAUGGUAUCUCCUGAAGCUGCUUUACCCACUGGCACACCAUUGUAUGCAACACAUUUUAGAGUAGGAGAUCAUAUUGAUGUCAGAGCGAAAACAAUCGAUCGAGGUUUCCAAGGUGUCAUGAAAAGAUGGGGUUUCAAAGGAAUGCCGGCCAGUCAUGGUGUGACUAAAACGCAUAGGAGGCCUGGUAAUAUUGGUGCAGGUGGUGAAAAAGCUAGAGUCUGGCCUGGCACUAAAAUGCCAGGCAACAUGGGCAAUAGGUGGAGAAUAACUCGCGGUGUUAAAAUUCUGCGCAUCAAUACGAAACAUAAUAUAAUAUGGACUUUAGGUGUUGCUAUUCCGGGAGAGACAGGGGCAAUGUGUUACUUGUUUGAUACAGUACUUCCACUGAAAAAACACAAGACUUCCCCACCUUUCCCAACACAACCCCCAUUGGAUAAUUUGCCGCUGGAAUAUUACGACGAUUCAAUACAUGAAUUUGAAUCACCCACUAUUUCGUUCGAAGAAAUAUAGACAAUAAGUGUAAAUAAAAAACUAGAUUUUUAGUUCAAUGAA